AUGCUGUUGUUGGUUCCUCGCCAUUUCCUGUCAGUCACUGAACUUCCUCGGGGCGUUCACUUCCUCGGCUUAGUAACCGGAGGGAGAGGCGAGCGGAGGAGAUGCGAUUCGGUUGCUGAUGGUGAGAAGGUGAUUACCACAGCCCAGGAAUGCAGAGCAUUAAAUGUGUGGUGGUGGGAGAUGGUGCAGUUGGAAAGACCUGCCUUCUGAUCUGUUACACCACCAACGCCUUCCCUAAGGAAUACAUCCCAACCGUCUUCGACAACUACAGUGCGCAGAUCACGGUAGACAAUCGGACAGUUAGCCUGAAUCUGUGGGACACUGCUGGUCAGGAGGAGUAUGAUAGACUCAGGACAUUGUCCUACCCCCAGACCGAUGUCUUCAUCAUCUGCUUCUCCAUAGCCAGCCCCCCGUCGUAUGAGAAUGUCCGCCACAAGUGGCACCCUGAGGUGACCCACCACUGCCCAGAUGUGCCAAUGCUUCUGGUGGGCACCAAGAAGGACCUGCGGAACGACCCUGAGACCAUCAAGAAGUUGAAGGAGCAGAGCCUGAGCCCCAUCUCCCAUCACCAGGGCAACGGGCUGGCCAAGCAGAUACAGGCUGUGAAGUACAUGGAGUGUUCUGCCCUCAACCAGGAAGGAAUUAAAGAGGUGUUUGCCGAGGCUGUGAGAGCCGUCAUUAACCCAGCUCCAGUGAAAAGCAAACGGUCCUGUGUGCUUUUGUGAGGAAGGUUCCUCUCCCCCUCCCCUCCCCCCCACCUCAUCAUUCACCCCACCCGAAUCCUGCCCUUGGUUUUGCCACAGUCAGGACAUUGUAAUCUCCGUGCCAGUCUCCAGGAAAUGUCCCUGGGAAGUCCCACACUCAAAGGAGAGUGGCCAUGGACAGAGAUCUACAAUAGGUCUGGUUUCCAAUAUGCUGAUCCCAACAUCUCUGCAUCCCCAAACCCCCCCCACCCCUCUUCCCCCACACCUGUCUCUGUAGAAAAGUCAUGCCUCAUGUAUUUUGAGACGAGGUCAGAAAUCACACGACACCAGGUUAUAGUCCAACAGGUUUAGUUGAAAUCACAAGCUUUCAGAGCACUAUCCCUUCGUUCUCAUGAUGAGCGAGGAGUGCUACAAAAGCUUGUGAUUUCAAAUAAACCUGUUGGACUAUAACCUGGUGUCGUGUGAUUUCUGACCUUGUCCACCCCAGUCCAACAACGGCACCUCCACAUUGUAUUUUUGGAUGAAUCUGGGAGUGUGUGAAGGGGACCACAUCCUUGGCAGGAUAGCUGGUGUCAUUGCAGGUCUGCUGUCCUAGAGUCCUUCUCCCUGUGUCCAGCAUGGUUCCUGGUUGUAGCCGGGUUCUCCUAGUGUAUGGUUCAUCCUUGGACCUUCCCUCCAAACUGGUGUUCCACUGGACGUUGUCUUUAUUCCUGCUCGUGGAACAAGCUGCUCAUGAGGAAUGGUCCACAUCUCCCAAUGGAUUAGCAAGAACACCCUCAGUCAUUGCCUCAACCUAUCCGCAUCUUCUUGUACCUCCACCUCACACUGGUCGAGAGUCUCCAGGUGAGCCAGCCCUGGAGAAUCAAGUGGCUCCCCUCUCACCUUUAACACAACUGCACUAGCUCUCCUGAGCCUAGACUGGUUGAGAUUUUUGGGAGAUCUUGUAAGGAUGUUUUACUCCCAAUCCAGAAUCAAUUCCGAACAAGAGACUCAGUGAACUCUUUCCAAAUUGAUUGCUUUCAGUUCAGUGGCUUUGUUUCAUCCCUGGAGGGCAGGGUGAGAUAGGGCUUGAUAUGUUAAAAAUGAUGACCUGCUGUUUGACUCGGAGGUUGAGGCUCUGACAGUGUACCACUAGAGGCCUUGGGCAGUGGAUGGAGUGAGAGUGUGAGGAGAUUUCCUGGGGAGGAGGAGGUUGGGGACCAGAAUGGUCCUGAUUGUGACACACCGUACGGGUUUACACAAGGUACCAGUCCCCAAUCCCCUUCUUCCUGCCAUAAAUAUUCAAAACCACUUUCACUUCCAAUACUGUGGGUUUAGCAGUCCCCUCCUCCUGUCGUAACCUGUAAACCACUCUGCCGAUGAACUCAAAAGGAUUAACUCCGCUGCACGGUCUGAUUAGUCAGAUGAAAAUGGAGAUAUUCGCUUGGGAGCCAGUGCCUUCUAAAGAUGGACAGAGACACCGGAACAGUCCAGGAGCUUCCAGAGUGAGCUCCCUCAACAACAGAAGUUAUACUGAUACCUCCAGAAUGAUCAGGCUCUCUCUGGAGCUGCGGGAUCUCCAUAUUCUAGCAUUCCCCAAUUUUGGAUUUGCUUUCCGUCCAGAAGCUUCCACAACCCUCUUCACCGCCCCUCAACCUUUUCCCCAUACAACCCCCCCUUUCCAAACAAAACCUCGAUGAAAAGUAAUAGGGGCUUGGUGGUCUUUUUAAAACAGCAAUGUCUUGUCUCUUUUGACCAUUUAUUUUAACUUGUAAGAAUGUUGAUGUUGCAAUAAUUGCUUGACAUGAAGGUCAGGUCAAAUGGAAUUGGAUAAGGUGGGGAAUUUGAGACUGUGGCCUUUGUGAUUGGGAGAGGAACAGUGAAGAUCUGGCCAAUGGCAGGAACAUGGACAGCGGGUGGUUAGAAAUCCAUUGGAUAACCACUACCCACCCUGAUGCAUGUCCAACCAGAGCUGAGACCAACUGAGAGGUGCUAUGAUGCUUUCCCUAAUCCUGCUGAGCACCCCCGCAAUCCCAACCCCAACCCCAAUCCACCUUUGCGUGAGGCAACUUCAUUAAAUAUAACACGUGCCUCCCAGGAGCCUUGGGCUGAAAUCAUGGUUCCUAAAACAACUGCCACCAAACUCCAAUAAGCCACUGAAAUACAAUCCACCUCACUCGAGCUACCCCCACCCCCAACAUCACCCUGUGUCUUCUCACUUCAGCUCCUUCUAUGUGGGCUCACUCUUGCUUGUCUUGCAGCUCAUACGGUUGAAUGACCUAUUUGCAGCAGGCAUUAUACAGAAAUAACGACCCCUGUCCAAAGCUCAGCUUCAAACCUUUGAGGCAUCAUUCACAUAUGCUCUCUCCGACAGAGAUUAUAAUGAAGCCUUAAUUUUACAGUUGCCCCUGCAGCUUAACAUUUACCUCACCCCUUAACCUGCUACAAUGUCCUGAUAAAUUAGGUGCUUUUUAAAACAAAGUCUUCUUGAUUAAAAAAUGGAUGUAACAAACUCAAUCUGCUCUUUUGUAAAUCUAUAAUGUGUAAUCUUUUGAAGUAUGCUUUCUUUUGCUGGAAUGUUUAAUUUCUCUGACAUUGCAUUGUUUUAAUUUUUGAGCUAAUAAAGGCUUUAUUAUUGGCUUAUG
Rhincodon typus (whale shark) is the source of this 3328-nucleotide messenger RNA. Its product is annotated as rho-related GTP-binding protein RhoG. The transcript is spliced from 2 exons. Gene Ontology annotation, cellular component: cell cortex; cytoskeleton; plasma membrane. The record is from RefSeq and is a predicted model, not a curated record. Gene Ontology annotation, biological process: establishment or maintenance of cell polarity; small GTPase-mediated signal transduction; cortical cytoskeleton organization. Lineage: Eukaryota; Metazoa; Chordata; Chondrichthyes; Orectolobiformes; Rhincodontidae. Gene Ontology annotation, molecular function: GTPase activity; protein kinase binding; GTP binding. Bases 150 to 725 code for a protein of 191 amino acids.